AUGGAAGCAGCAUCAAUACCAUCUCGAAUAGUUCUCAUGGGAACUUCAAAAAUAUCCUUAAAUGAGAGGUUUUCCCAAGUUGCGGUGCCUAAAUUACGACAUAGCAUUACUCCAAUAAGAAGUUACAACGGUAAUACCGAACAGAGCUAUCCUGAAUCGCUUCUAAGUCGGCGUCCAUUGUAUAUCGGUGAUAUCGAAUUACCUAAUGAUUACGAUGCAGUUGAGGAAGACGAUAUAGAUGCAACAGCAAAUUACGUCGAACAAGUCCGUAUUGUCCCAAAACGCAAGUUGGGAAUAUAUCAGAGCUCUCGUUUUGCUCGAAUUCCAGUUCGUAAUCGUAUCAGUUUUCCGCAUUGGCACAAUAGGCCUCGUCCUUUCGGUUCGUUGCGAUAUGCGAGCAGAAACACACGCUUCAUGCGAAAUGGUUUCAACCGCAUACUUUGGCGUUCAAAUACUGUGUUACCACGAAACCAUACUUUUUAUGGUCGAGGUGGUCGUUUUAUCGGUGGUAAUUUAUCCAGUAGUAAUUUUAACCGCGCUAAACGGUCAGCCGUGACAAAGGAAGAAUUGGAUAAGGAACUUGAUGAAUACAUGAAAAAAGGAAAACAUCCACAGAUUGACGUUUCUGAUCUCAAAUAA
Messenger RNA from Acanthocheilonema viteae, 639 nucleotides. NCBI's taxonomy places the organism in Eukaryota, Metazoa, Nematoda, Chromadorea, Rhabditida, Onchocercidae. The record is from the annotation of a GenBank genome assembly.